Messenger RNA from Angiostrongylus costaricensis, 828 nucleotides. The record is from the annotation of a GenBank genome assembly. NCBI's taxonomy places the organism in Eukaryota, Metazoa, Nematoda, Chromadorea, Rhabditida, Metastrongylidae.
AUGCGUGUAGAGACUGAAGGUGGUUUGAACGAAUUGCAAUUGUAUUUGGAGUAUGCUGACGGAGGAGAACUUUUUGAUCAGAUUGAACCCGACGUUGGGAUGCCACCUGUGAAAGCUCAGUUCUACUUUCGCCAACUUCUCAAUGGUCUUCAGCAUAUUCACAGCAUGGGAGUUGUUCAUCGAGACAUCAAACCAGAAAAUCUCCUUUUAACUGGACAGGAUGUGUUGAAGAUAUCUGACUUUGGAAUGGCCACAGUUUUCCGGCACAGUGGUCGCGAAAGAAUGCUUAACGCGGCUUGUGGGACGAUGCCUUACGCUUCUCCUCAAGUCAUCAAGGGAUUGUAUAAAGCAGAACCAGUUGAUAUUUGGUCUUCUGGGGUUGUUCUUGUUGCCAUGUUGGCCGGUGAGCUCCCUUGGGAUUCAGCGUCUAAGUACGUUUAUGGUAAGGUUGUUGUGACGGCAACCAACCCAUGGAAGAAAAUUGACAACACAGCGCUUUGUACAGCUAUGUUGAUUGAGAACGAGAAUUUGCGCGCCACUCUUCAAAGAAUUUUGGAGCAUCCAUGGACGAAUGCUGGUUUUGGUAAGACGUGUUACUAUCACAUCCUUCUAACAUCUUGUUUCGUUUACAGGAUUUUCACGUCUGACCCGAUGGCUAUGAUGGUCCGUCGAAUGACGCGAUUUUGUGUUACCAUCUGUGGUGCAGAGGUUCUUCCUCGCAUAGUAGCUGCUUGCGUCAAUUUGGGAUUUCUUCCUAUGGAAAAGGCCAACAAAACAGCUAGGACUUAUUCUAGUUCCCUUGCUAAAUUUCAGUUCUUUUGUAUUUGA